Elephantulus edwardii (Cape elephant shrew) is the source of this 444-nucleotide messenger RNA. It is a transcript of the gene NDUFA6, whose product is annotated as NADH dehydrogenase (ubiquinone) 1 alpha subcomplex, 6, 14kDa. Bases 5 to 391 code for a protein of 128 amino acids. Lineage: Eukaryota; Metazoa; Chordata; Mammalia; Macroscelidea; Macroscelididae. Gene Ontology annotation, biological process: response to oxidative stress. The record is from RefSeq and is a predicted model, not a curated record. The transcript is spliced from 3 exons.
CAAGAUGGCGGCGAGCGGGCUCCGGCAGGCUGCUUCGGCGGCCCGCACCUCCGUGAAACCCAUCUUCAGCCGGGACAUGAACGAGGCCAAACGGAGGGUGCGCGAGCUCUACCGUGCCUGGUAUCGGGAGGUGCCGAACACAGUGCACUUAUUCCAGCUCGACAUCACCGUGAAACAGGGACGAGACAAAGUCCGAGAAAUGUUCAUGAAGAACACGCACGUCACAGACCCCCGGGUGGUCGAUCUUCUGGUCAUCAAGGGCAAGAUGGAACUGGAGGAAACGAUUCACGUGUGGAAGCAGCGGACACACAUCAUGCGGUUCUUCCAUGAAACAGAAGAGCCAAGGCCAAAGGACUUCCUGUCUAAGUUCCAUGUUGGCCACGACCCCUGAAGUCACUCAGUGGGAGGUGCAUGUGAUAUUUAAUUCUUAGAGCGCAAAUAAAC